AUGGGCGACAAUUUUAACAGCCACGUCUUUGACGGCAAAUCGUUUUGGUCCGAUGGCAAGAUCUGGCAGGUCUGUGACAUCACCGACCCAGUCAUUGCACGGAUCGUAAACGAGUCGCCCGUGCGACCCGAGUGUAGCAUCUUAACGAGCGGGUGGUUCCACGGAGCCACGUGGGCGAAACUUAAAGCUGUUAUGAAGACAAAGAUGAUGGCAGUUCAAUUUGGGCGCAAGUUCCCUGAUGAGGCGUUCGAUGCAGUGUUUGAGGUGCGGGACACCACGCCCCCGCCUAACUCGUCAGCCGUGCGGAUCCCUGUCCCUGAUCUGAAGCUCACAGACGACGAAAUGCGUGAGAUUUACGGUCGAAACUGGAAGCAACCCAAGAAGAAGAAGACCCACGGUUUUGACUACCGCGUGCCUGGGCAGAACAAGCGCGGGCCGCGGCUCAAAAGCGUGGCAGAAGUCGAUGGCGAAGACGACGAGCCGUUCGAAGGAGGCAGCGGGCCGAAUAGAUACCAUUCCGCACAUGAGACGGCCCGCGCCCUAGCAGGCAGAGACGAGCAGACGUCAGAUCACGGCCGAGAUGAUCAUGUCAAAAUCGAUCCGAACCUGAGUGGCAUUUUGCAGGAGGACGGAGAACCAGACGAAGAUGAGGAAGAGGAAAGCAUCCUGGCGCAAUUGACAGGGUCGGCUGGCCAGAAUGAUGCGAGCAGAUCGCCGUAUGCCGACCGUAGCUUCUACGUUCCCAUGGAAAGGCGAGGCCGAAGAGACGGGUAA
Verticillium alfalfae VaMs.102 is the source of this 774-nucleotide messenger RNA. RefSeq lists its product as hypothetical. Lineage: Eukaryota; Fungi; Ascomycota; Sordariomycetes; Glomerellales; Plectosphaerellaceae. The coding region runs from base 1 to 774 and encodes 257 amino acids. The record is from RefSeq and is a predicted model, not a curated record. The transcript has a single exon.